AUGAGAACCGUCAGUGUCACACUUUUCGUCGUCGUCGUCGCAUUAGGCCUCAGCGCCUGUCUUGGUGAUGACUUUUUUGAUGACGACUACAGCUACGGACAACCCCAGUACUCCGGCGGAUACGUGAUGUCAUAUCCCCAGUACGGAGGAAUGUCAUACGGAAAGGGUUACGGAAAGGGGUACGGACACGGAUACGGACACGGAUACGGAAAGGGAUACGGAAAGGUUGAGAGCACUGUUAUCCGAGCCCCCUACGCUGUCCCUUUUUACCCACCACCACCACCUGCAGCUUUAGCCGCCGGAGGAGAUGAUGGUAUUUUCGGAGGAAACGGACUGUUGUUCCUGCUUUUGUUGCUGCCAUUCCUCCUCAAUAACAACGGAGGACUGCUCGGUUAG
Ylistrum balloti is the source of this 396-nucleotide messenger RNA. Its product is annotated as shematrin-like protein 1. Lineage: Eukaryota; Metazoa; Mollusca; Bivalvia; Pectinida; Pectinidae. The record is from RefSeq and is a predicted model, not a curated record. The coding region runs from base 1 to 396 and encodes 131 amino acids. The transcript has 2 exons.